Centropristis striata (black sea bass) is the source of this 2257-nucleotide messenger RNA. It is a transcript of the gene gpbp1l1, whose product is annotated as GC-rich promoter binding protein 1-like 1. NCBI's taxonomy places the organism in Eukaryota, Metazoa, Chordata, Actinopteri, Perciformes, Serranidae. The record is from RefSeq and is a predicted model, not a curated record. Gene Ontology annotation, cellular component: nucleus. Bases 300 to 1790 code for a protein of 496 amino acids. The transcript has 11 exons. Gene Ontology annotation, biological process: DNA-templated transcription; positive regulation of DNA-templated transcription. Gene Ontology annotation, molecular function: DNA binding; RNA binding.
GCCAUUCGAGAUCAUUCCUGCGACCCUUUGACCCAACUCCCAGUGUUUCACCCUGGACGAAGGGAUCUGCCUCUGGGGAAGAAGGUGCUGCGCUGUCCUGGAGGAGGUGGAGAGGGGCUCGUCGGUGUGCUGCUCCCCGUCUGUCAGUGCACGCGCUCUGUGAUCAGUGCCACCAGGCCUGAGGACCCGAGGGCCAGCCGCACCGAGAGAGGAGGCAGAGGACUUCAGAGCCACAGACUCUGGGAUCCUGGCCAUGAGGUUUGAUGCCUCGAUCCACUGACCGGAAACACUGGACCUAAAUGGCGCAGCAUGACUUUGUCCCUGCCUGGCUUAACUUCUCCACGCCCCAGCCUGCCAAGUCCCCUGCUGCCAACCUUGAGAAACAAGGUGAGCCCCACAACCACAGAGACGGCAGAACUGCUGUGAGCCGCCGCCGCCACAACUCCUCUGAUGGCUUCUUUAACAACGGCUCCCUGCGCGCUCCAGCAGGUGACGGAUGGCAGCAGCCCUCUCUGCUUCUGAGGCAUGACUCAGUGGACUCGGGGGUGGCCAAAGGAGGGCAUGGCGGGCUGGCAGGGGGCUCCUGUUGGAAGGAAACACCCAGCUGGCACGGAGCGCCGCGGGGUGCCCAGGACGGCCACCACCACCAGGGACGCCACCCCAAGCGGGUAGGGGUCGACAGGGACAGGCAGGCGGGGCACCGGCAGCGCAACGGCAACUUUCAUCCCCGCAAGGGCACCUCGUACCAGGACAAGUUCCCCAAAGAGGAACGUAAAGACGGCAAGGACGACAAGCUGAAGUUCGUGGAAGAGGACUUUCCUUCCCUCAACCCUGAAACAACUGGAAAGCCUGGGACUCAGAUGCGAGCGGUGGCUCCCCACGCUGGAGUGUGGGAAAACCCUCCUAGUGGCAAACAGAUGGUGUCCAAAAUGCUGGUUAUCAAGAAGGUUUCCAAGGAGGACCCCAGCACGGCCUUCUCCGCGGGGUUCGCCACUGCUGGCGCCUUGCCCACCAACGGCAGCAAAGCUCCCAUUGCGGGCUCCAGCAUCUACAAGAACCUGGUCCCAAAGCCUGCUGUGGCCCCAACCAAAAGCACCCAGUGGAAAUCCGGUGGUAGAGAGAUCACUAAGUCCGGCCUUCACAUGCCAGGCCGAGAUUCAGUCUUCACCAGCCCCGUCUCUGCAGCCAAACCCAGCACCCCAGUCAGUGCACCACAGCACAACACCCCGAAAGAGCACCCUUCCAGCACGACUCCUCCCAUAGACAUUGCCCCGUCAAGGCUGAAGUUGAUGCGGCGCGGUCCGGACCGUAAGAGCGAGUUCCUGCGAGCUCUGAAGGACGAGGGCACUGGGGAGCUGACGACGAGCAGCAGCCCCGGAACAUCAGGAGAGGGUGAAAGCAGCACCCCAGAGCCCAAAGCUUACAGCGAGGAAGUCUGCCACGAGAACGGUCUGUCCUACUCCCUCAGUGACUCAGACACAGAACACCUGUCCAGCUCCCUGGAGGCAGAGCACAGGUUGCUGAAGGCCAUGGGCUGGCAGGAGUACCCAGAAAACGAUGACAACUUCCUGCCUCUGACUGAGGACGAGCUGAAAGAGUUCCAGACUAAAACUGAACAGCUGAAGAGGAACGGCAUGCAGAGGAACGGGGCUCUCCCGAGGGCGCGGGGUGUCACCCUCCACUUCACCCCCUGGAGGAGUGUGGCGGAGGCGAACGUCGAGGAGGGCUCCGAGUCCGAAACCAGUAGCAGCAGCCAGACCUCUGACGACGACGACUGCAUCAAAUCCUAACGUGGCUUUACGGAACAAAAAACAACAAACAACAACAACAACACAAACAGCCAACACAACAUCCCAGCAAGCAAUCCCCUUCUUCCUCUCUCAUCUUUGUUUUUAGAGCACCAUUUUGAAUUUCUUUUUGUUUUGAUUUUUUUUUUUUGUUGUCAUUCUUGCACAAGGGAAAAACCAAUCAUAUCCCAGUGAAGGGGGAGAUUCCUGCUCCGCCAGACGUCGUUUUCCCUGCGUUUCCUCCUUCACUGCAGUCCCUGCCCUCUUUGACCCCUCCCCCCUCCCCUUCUUCCUUCUUCUUCUUCCUCGCUUUGUGGAACUGACGUGUUCAUCAAGAAAAGAAGGGCAAUGAAUGCACACUUGAUUCUGCUUUAAACAGACUAACUCAUUUCAUUGAUGAUGCUGAUGACACAUUAUUAAUGAUAUUAAUAAAAAUUGGUUCCUGACAAGCUGAUAUGUUUCAAUAUGAA